Molecule: messenger RNA, 1322 nt
Organism: Erinaceus europaeus (western European hedgehog)
Lineage: Eukaryota; Metazoa; Chordata; Mammalia; Eulipotyphla; Erinaceidae
Gene: FNDC8
Product: fibronectin type III domain containing 8
Exons: 4
Coding region: 60-1025 (321 amino acids)
Cellular component (GO): nucleus
Molecular function (GO): protein binding
Source: RefSeq, a predicted model, not a curated record
UGCUUCCUGUCAGCUCGGUUGUCCUGUAGGGUGAGGGCUGUGGCCCCAAACAAACCAAAAUGGCAUCAGAAAUGUUCUGUAAAGUGGGAGGUGGGGAAGAGGCCAUGCUGAAAAAGGAAACACUAGAUGUUCUGAAUGCACUUGAUCAAAUGCCGAAGCCCUUUUCAAACCCCAAGCCUAUGAACAGGACCCUCACUACCAAAGGACUCCCACUUUCCUCCAGGGGCAGUUUGAUUAACUUCUCAGAGGAAGAUUCCAUCAAUCUACUGAAACCCAUGCCACUGGAAGAUUCUGAAUGCAGCUCUGAUGACACCAGCAUUUCCCCCAUCUCAUCUACUUUGUUAAAUCCCAUCAAGUUGGCUGUGACCCAGCCCAAUAGCAGCUUCUUUGCAGGGAUGCUAGAGGGUGAGCUAAACAAACUCAGCUUCACCUCAGUGCCCAAAAACACAGAAAAAGGGGACCUGGCUCUGUGCUCCCAGUCUAAGUCCCAAAUAGCACCUGGGGGCCUGCUUGAUCUUGACAACCCCGAAGUGGACACGGACACUUCCUCGACACCCUCAGAGUCCUCUGUGGUCAUGGACGUGCCAGAGGCACCCUUCAUCUGUGAGCAUACUGUCAGUGAUUCCACGGCUGUGAUUUCCUGGACCUAUGCUUUGGGAAAGCAGCAGGUCAGUUUCUACCAGGUCCUGCUGCAGGAGGUGGCCAAGAAAAACAGUGAUGGGACACCCAAGGCAAAGAGUCGUCCAUGGAUCUUCAACAAGAUCUUGGGCACCACGGUUAAGCUGAUGGAGCUGAAGCCCAACACAAGUUACUGCCUCACUGUUCGUGCAGCCAACACAGCUGGGGUGGGGAAGUGGUGCAAGCCCUACAAAUUUGCAACUGUGGCCACUGACUUGAACAGCUUCCCUGAGAACAAUCCCAUCCAAAUCACUGUGCAGCGCAAGGAACCCCAGCGGAAAACUGUGUCCCUAGGGUUGGAGGACAUGCGGAGGCUAGAAGACCUAGAAUACCUAUUUCCCUACUAAGGGAGAAGAUCCCAGGAAACCUUUCAUCAGCUUCCACCCAGAGCCCUCAGGAACCAGAACCAUAAAAUGUACCACCAGCACUAUGCCAAGGAACCACUGACCACUCCUCCGGCCCAGGGCCUGACAGCAAAGGCAGCAGGAAUCCACCCCUGGACUGGGGUGAGGCUAGAUUAAGAGCUCCAUCCACCCAAAAUCUGCAGGCCAGGCCCAACCACAGCUCAUAGCUGUGAGGCCCCUUCACCCCCAGAUCUAGGCUGGGCCCAGGUCCCUCAUUAAAGAACUGCAGGUCACCCAGCA